Molecule: messenger RNA, 1401 nt
Organism: Diaporthe citri
Lineage: Eukaryota; Fungi; Ascomycota; Sordariomycetes; Diaporthales; Diaporthaceae
Exons: 1
Coding region: 1-1401 (466 amino acids)
Source: RefSeq, a predicted model, not a curated record
AUGCCUCAUCAAAUUGAUCAGCUGCCCGUCGAUAUUCAAUCUCGCAUUUUCCACAAGCUUGAUAAGGCGGCCAAGCCCAAGAAAAGCGGCACAAAUCACUCUAUCAACGAGGUGCAUGUGGCAGCGCCAUACGUGGACCGACCAAAAUGCGUGACCGAGAAGAGAUUCAAUAACAAAGAAGCCUUGCUUCACACUCUACAACAACAUGGAAAGCAUUCCACCAAGGAUCUCAACUUCAGUGUUCGUCUCAAAGAUCUAGACAACCAAGACAGCAGCAUCGGGCCCGGCAAGCCUGGUGUCUCGACGGCAGCCCAAGAGAUGCUCAGUGGCACGCACACGCCAAACAUGGGGAAGAUCAACCUGGAGUACGAAUUCGAGCUGGGGACGUCGGGUGGAGCCGCCGGCGAGCCAGACGUCAAGGCGUUCGAGCAGUCGCGAGACGAGGAGACCCUUCUACAGCUCGAGAAGGACCAGACAUGGAGGCGCCUGCUGGCCGACACCUGGAGCGCGCUGGCCGCCAACCACACCGCCACUCACCUCUCGAUGAAGUCAUUGGUGCCAGUGUGGUCGUCGGCGUUCUACUCCACCGAGUUCCACCGGUUCCUGGCGCGGCUCGAGGGGCUCGACAUCCACGUCGCGGGGAUCAAGAACGGCCACCGCGCCAUCAACACGGUGCCGGCGUACAACGACUCGCUGCAGGCGCUGCUCAAGGUGUACUUCCUGCACGCGAGCUCCGUCCGGCGGCUCUCGCUGCACGCGUCCCAGCAGGCGCCGCUGGGCGCGAGGGGCCACUACCACAUCCCCCUGUCCCUCAAGGCGACGCAGCUCCCCGCGCUGGAGCACCUCUCCCUCAAGAACUGCUUCGCCGGGUUCGAGCUCGCGCACUUCAUCAACAGCCACGCGAAGACGCUCCACACCCUGGAGCUGCGCAACUGCUACGCCUUCCGCGGCACGCACGACGGGCCCGACUCGGGCAGCGGCAUGCAGUGGGCGCGCUUCUUCGCGCUCAUCGACAGGCCCGGCAUGGCGCUGCGCAGCCUGGUGAUAUCGGACGACCACAUCCCCCUCACGAUCGACGACCCGCGGCUGGAGACGUACGACCCCGACACGGCGAAUGAGCCUGGCGACGUGAAGAAUGUGCGGCGUGCGCAGCGGAGGGACCCCAGGAAGAGGCUGUUCCUGUACGCGUACCUGAGGGACUACUCGGGCGAGCUGUGGAUGAACAAGGACGCUAUCGUCGGGGCGUUCGAGAGUGGUGACGACCAGUUGGCGUAUGACGAGCUGAUGGCGAGGGUCGAGGGGAAUGCGGCGAGCAAGACCAUGGAGGUGGAGGACUGCAUCACCUCCAAGGGAUGUCUCCCAAGUGAUCAACGCGUGGGGGUGUUUGAACUGGCUGCAUGA